Molecule: messenger RNA, 1240 nt
Organism: Manis javanica (Malayan pangolin)
Lineage: Eukaryota; Metazoa; Chordata; Mammalia; Pholidota; Manidae
Gene: CAV3
Product: caveolin 3
Biological process (GO): regulation of membrane potential; regulation of cytosolic calcium ion concentration; caveola assembly
Cellular component (GO): sarcolemma; focal adhesion; caveola
Molecular function (GO): molecular adaptor activity; transmembrane transporter binding
Source: RefSeq, a predicted model, not a curated record
AGGAGCCCAAGUCUGGGGACACUGAACGGUGUCUCUGCCCCAAGUCCUUUCAGACCCUGUGGCCACAGAGCUCAGCUCUCCUCGGGCAGGUCUCCCUGGCUCCGUGAUGAUGGCCGAGGAGCACACAGACCUGGAGGCCCAGAUCGUCAAGGACAUUCACUGCAAGGAGAUUGACCUGGUGAACCGAGACCCUAAGAACAUUAACGAGGACAUAGUGAAGGUGGAUUUUGAAGAUGUGAUCGCGGAACCUGUGGGCACCUACAGCUUCGACGGCGUGUGGAAGGUGAGCUACACCACCUUCACUGUCUCCAAGUACUGGUGCUACCGCCUGCUGUCCACGCUGCUGGGCGUCCCACUGGCCUUGCUCUGGGGCUUCCUGUUCGCCUGCAUCUCCUUCUGCCACAUCUGGGCGGUGGUACCGUGCAUUAAGAGUUACCUGAUUGAGAUCCAGUGCAUCAGCCACAUCUAUUCGCUCUGCAUCCGCACCUUCUGCAACCCCCUCUUUGCCGCCCUGGGCCAGGUCUGCAGCAACAUCAAAGUACUGCUGCGGAAGGAAGUAUAAAGCCAGCUGGGUGAGGGGGGUGGCCCGGCAGGGGGAGGCAGGCCAGGCAGCCCCACCGUACUGUUCCACAGGGGCUGCUGGCAAGCUCUUUCUCAUUAGGGGCUGCUAUUCCCCCUACCAAGAUGGGAGCUCGCAGUUGAGGGAGGCCAGAAAUAAAAGACAGCCCUGCCACAGAAGCACAGUGGCCCCUCACACCGCCCCUGCCCCACCACGAUGCCCCCAUGACCAGGCGCGAGGAAAGAUCAUUUCCUAAGAGGCAGCUACUGCAAGUCUUUGCAUAUUCACUUGUACUGUAACAGCAUAAACCAGCACUUGGUCCCACUCCCCAACGUGGGCUCAGCCUGUCAAUUCACGUGGCUCAGGAAAGCCACCAGAGACUCUUAGGGAGGCGGCCCCAAUAAAGGGUUUCGGCUGCAUUCGGGGAAUGCUGUGGUUUGUGUACGUCUGUAAGGUGGGUGCAUGUCCUGAUCAGCUCCAAACAUAUAUUCUGCUGACCUGAGGAAGAAGGCAAGUCGGUUGGCUCUUCCCUUGGCCAAACCCAAGAACAAGAAGAGACUUUGGUUUCUCUAGGGAAUCUUCUUGUUCGCUGGGUCUCUGCUCCCUCGUGUUCCUUGGAAAUUAUUUCCCACGGACCUCUUCCCACCCCUGGUUCAGCCAGUGGCCACCAAGAGAAGACAC